AUGUCGUCAGAGCAUACUCAAUUUAUAUAUAAUGCAGCUACCGAGAACUGUGUAGAUGUUGCAACUCAUCGUCAUGGAUGUUGUGUUUUGCAACGUUGUAUGGAUAAUGCUUCUGAAGCUCAGAAGGCCCAAUUAGUUACGGAAAUCAGUCGUAAUGCGCUGGUACUCGUUCAAAACGAGUUUGCCAACUAUGUUGUACAGUAUGUUUUGGAAAAGUCUCCGUCACAUGUUACCAUUGUAGCUCAGCAGUUACUUGACAAUGUCUUUCUAUUGUCUCUUAACAAGUUCAGCUCCAAUGUGAUUGAGAAGUGUAUUAAACUAACGGAUGGAGAGACUCGUGAAGCUAUGAUCGCUGAAAUUUUGUUCCCAGAGAAACUGGAACAUCUAGUAGCCCAUCCUAUUGGAAACUAUUGUGUACAGACCGCUCUAGAUUUUGCGGACAAGAAGCAACGAGCUGUGCUCUUUGAGCUUCUCCAGCCAUUGUUGCCUUCGUUGCGCAACUCGGCUUGUGGUAAACGGAUUCAGAGCAAGCUUCUGAAGACGACAUAA
Synchytrium microbalum is the source of this 549-nucleotide messenger RNA. RefSeq lists its product as uncharacterized. Gene Ontology annotation, biological process: post-transcriptional regulation of gene expression. Gene Ontology annotation, cellular component: cytoplasm. Gene Ontology annotation, molecular function: mRNA binding. NCBI's taxonomy places the organism in Eukaryota, Fungi, Chytridiomycota, Chytridiomycetes, Synchytriales, Synchytriaceae. The record is from RefSeq and is a predicted model, not a curated record. The transcript has 5 exons. Bases 1 to 549 code for a protein of 182 amino acids.